UGUUUAAGGGCCGAUGCACCUCUUUUGUAUACAGUCUAUGUGAUGCACACAUACUUCGAGUCAGCUGCAUUACUUGACUAUUUUCAUGAAGCCUCUAUGUUAAUAAAUGAGAGCUUACACACACCCUAUAAUCACCUCUACAUGUUUAUAAUUUCGCGCUAGUGCCUGAAAUUACGAUGUAAAAUUAGGACGGGACUUUUAUUUUGAAAAUGAAAUGACUUUUAUUGUGUAAUCCCGCCAUUUCCGUGCCCGUCUUCCUGUUAGCUGCUGAAAAUAUCGGCAGGUACUUUCCACACCUCUACCGGCACGAGGGUUUGUGUGGCCACAUGCUGAUGAGAAAAGAGAAGACAAGGCAAGACAUGUCAUGAUAUGCUGUAUGUGUGCGUCCUUUUUUUUCUGUAAACCUUACAGAAAAAUACAUGUCAAGCCUAAAGUUUGUUCACUGAUGGUGACAACACGGAGCUUCAGUAGCCGAAUGAAUGCUAAUGAGCUAACGCUUAUUCUACAUUAAGAUACAUAAACUCUGGAUUCUGACUUUAUUUAGCAAUGGAACUGUAUGUUUUCCUUCUUAAAGUGUUUUCCAGCGAAACUGAGAUGGGACAGAUUCAGCAAGUUACUGGUUUGAUGGAGCACUGCUGAAGGGAAGCCUGAGCGCAUGCGUCAAUAUGGCCCAGACAUUAAUAAAGGUCCAACGAGACUCUAAGAAGAAGUAUGUGAAGUUAGAGGACCUUUGCUUCUCUGAUUUUCUUAGUGCUGUCCGGGAGAAAUUCCUGAUACCAGAGGACAUAAUAAUACAAGUCACAGAUGACCAAGGUGUAGAGGUGGAUGAGGAUGUAUUUCCUGAACUUGCUGCUAAAGAAAUGUGUUUUGUCAUCUCCACUGAUGAUGAACUGCCAUUGGCUGAAUCCUCCAGGACCUGUAGUGACCUUUCAGACGAGAUAGUAUAUGUGACUCUUGAUCUUGGUGGUGUGCCACAACCAAGUGAAGUGCUAUCUUCUCCACUGGGAGACACUGGUAGUCUGACGGAUACUCUGUCCGUCUCCGGAAGUCUUAGCAGUGAAGCAAGUGAUCCAGGAUGUGAAGGGAGUCUACGAUUGAACAGAAACGUUGCAAGAAAAGCCGUGGAUCAAAUUCUGACCUCAAAGCCAGCAGGAAUGACAGUGAUUAAAGAGUAUGAAGACACUGGGAGUUUAAAAGACUCCACCAGGCGAUUAAUGGUGAACGUCAUUGUAGCACACAUGCGUGAAAAAGAAGGAUGUCAUGUUAGUAAAGCAACAAAGGAGUUCCAUGCCCUUGGGAUUGUGUCAAGGUUUCCGGCAUUAAAAGACCCAUACUCAAACAAGGGAUAUGAACAUUUUUACGACUGUCGGAGCAACAAAGGCUUUCUUGAGUGGAGACUAAAGACUGUGCAACGUCAGUCCAGAACAGCCUUCCCCGUCAAGAAAGUGGUGCUUCAAGGAGGUCCAACAUCAUCGAGAUCCACUGUGGUUACCACAGGUGAACAGCAAAUGGGAGAUGAAUAUAUGGAAGCAAUAUCUCUUCUUCAGCACACAACAGAUCGUGACACAGUCUUCCAGAAGAUGAGAGAGACCUUCCAGUACCGUCAGCAAAUUCUGCAUGAUCCGCAGCACUCAGCUGAUCUUCUGCAAAUAUUUCCUCGCUUCUUGGACACUAAAGGACUGAUUUUACAAGAUUUCUCCUUGCUGUUUGGAGAAGAGGCCGCAACAAGGUUCCUGCAAAAGUGGAACACCAACUUCAAAGACAAGGUCAUCCAAGAGGCCAGGAAUCUAAGGGAGAGCACGCUUCUGAAACAACACCUCACAUCUGCUCUGAAUGAAGGACCAAACAUCGGUGAUGAUCCAGGUAUACCAUGA
This is a messenger RNA of Notolabrus celidotus (New Zealand spotty), 1874 nucleotides long. RefSeq lists its product as uncharacterized. The coding region runs from base 666 to 1874 and encodes 402 amino acids. The transcript has 9 exons. Lineage: Eukaryota; Metazoa; Chordata; Actinopteri; Labriformes; Labridae. The record is from RefSeq and is a predicted model, not a curated record.